This is a messenger RNA of Condylostylus longicornis, 1752 nucleotides long. Its product is annotated as poly [ADP-ribose] polymerase-like. The record is from RefSeq and is a predicted model, not a curated record. NCBI's taxonomy places the organism in Eukaryota, Metazoa, Arthropoda, Insecta, Diptera, Dolichopodidae. The transcript has 4 exons. Gene Ontology annotation, molecular function: NAD+ poly-ADP-ribosyltransferase activity. The coding region runs from base 1 to 1599 and encodes 532 amino acids.
AUGGCUCAAAAAUUUGGAUUUUAUAAUCCAAAUAAUGAUAACGAUCGCAAUAAUAAUGGUGAUUCGAAUCCACAAAACCAGAAUGGUAGCAACAAUAAUCAAAACACAGGCUAUUCACAACAUAAUAAUUCUAAUUUGAAUCAAAGAAGUCAAAGUGGUGAUCGUAAUAAUCAUAAUUCAGGUUCAUAUCGCGGUCAAAAUCGACAUAAUCAAGGUGGUCGUGGUGGUAGCAAUAAUUUUAAUUCUUCGAAUCAAAGAAGUCAAAGUGGUGAUCGUAAUAAUCAAAAUUCAAGUUCAUAUCGCGGUUCGAAUCGACCAAAUCAAAAUGGUUUCCGUAAUAAUCAAAACUCUGGUUCAUAUCAAAGGAAUUCUAAUAAUAGAAGAGGAUUUAAUACAUCUAAUGGUAAUUCGUCUGCUUCACUUUACGAUGCAACACUUUAUAAUUUUUUCGAUGGAACAAAACAUUUGCCAGAUUAUGGAUAUAGCGAUCAAGUAAUUACAUAUACAUUACCAAAUGGACAAUCGAAAAAAAUUUCAAAAUCAGUUAUCGAUAUAAUUGGUAUGAUAUUUAAAGAAGAUGAAAUGUUAGGAAUAAUAUCAGAAUAUUCUAUAAAUCCAUCAUUAAUUAUUGCGAAUAAAUUAACUGCUGAUAUGAUAUUGGAAGCAUUAAAAAAAUUAUCAUCAUUAGCAAUGUCAUUUGCAAAUCAUAUGAAUGGAAAUGGUAGUAGUAGUAGUGGUGGUGCAUUUGCAGUUUUUAAGAAAAAAAAAGAUCCACUUUCGGAUUUUUUGAAAUUAAUGCAAUUCAUUCAACAACCAGUUAUAACAACAACACAACAAAUUCAACAUUAUAGUCAUGGAUUAAAUGAUAUAUUAUUAAUAAAAGAUGCUCUUGAUAUUAUAAAUGAACAUCGAGGUGAUCCAAAUUUGUUUUAUAGAUAUUAUAAAGCAUUACAAACAAAAAUUCGACCAGUUGUUCAAGAUGAUGAUGAAUAUAAAAAAAUUUUAGAAUAUCUUGAAAAGUCUCAUGGUCCCACACAUGAUAAUUUUAGUUUAGAUAUUGUUGAUAUAUUUAAAAUAUCACGUCGUGCUGAAUUUAGAAAAUAUGAUCAUUUUAAGAAAAAUUUUGGUUUCCCAAAAUUAUUAUGGUUUGGUACAAGACGUACAAAUUAUCCAUCAAUUUUAUUAAAUGGAUUACAAAUAGCACCACAACAAUCACCAAGUAUUGGUAAUAUGUUUGGUAAAGGAAUAUAUUUUACUGAUUGUGUUUCAAAAGCAGCUAAAAAUUGUCGCGCCACUACAACUAAUCCUGAAGGAAUAUUAUUAUUGGCCGAAGUUGCUUUGGGUAAAACUUUAAAAUUAACAAAAGCAGAGGAUAUUACUUUUAUACGAAAUGGUAAAAAUAGCGUAAAAGGUCUUGGUAAAUAUGAACCAGAUAAAGAUCAACAUUUCUUAACACAUAAUGGUGUACAAGUUCCUCUUGGAAAUUUGAAAUAUAAUUCAUCUUUAACAACUGAUUUAAAUUACAAUGAAUAUGUUGUAUAUAAUCCUCAUCAAAUACUUCUACAGUAUUUGGUUCGAGUUAAAUUUAAUUUUAAAUAAAUUUAUGUUCAUCUAUAAUAUUCUUCAGGACAUAAAACAUUCUGACGUACAUAUAUAUAUAUAUAUACAUAUAUAUUAAAUGAAGUAAAAUAAUUCAAAAUCAAAUUAUCAUUAUUAAAUGUUACAUACAUACAAAUGUUUAAUUAUCUACAA